Amoebophrya sp. A120 is the source of this 1468-nucleotide messenger RNA. NCBI's taxonomy places the organism in Eukaryota, Dinophyceae, Syndiniales, Amoebophryaceae. The record is from the annotation of a GenBank genome assembly.
GGUAAUUUAUAAAUAAGAACGAUAGAUGAAGGUGCAGUGCUAGCUUUUUUACGGGCGAUUUUCAAAGAACGUCCGAGACUUUUUUUCCUCGUCAAUGGCCUAUUUAUUUCUUUCGCUGAAGCGUUUUUGUAGAAUUUUCACUGUCAAAUAGAAUUAUAGAUCAACUGCCUAUCGAGUUUUAUUGGUUUUUCGCGAGCAAGCGCGCUGGCAUUACAUUAUUUUGGCUGCGCAAGAAAUUUCGAUAGAGCUACAAAAUGACACUGGACAAUGGCUCUCCCUUUUACAUGGAGGGGGAGCCGGACAUGGAAGAGCGGAUGGAGGCUGGCCACAUCCAUCCCGAGCCCAAGGAAAUGAUUUCCCUUCUCGGCAAAGACAACUGUUGGCAGUGGCUGAUCGGUAAUGGAGAGUACGUCGUAGAAAAAUGCGACCUCGGCGAGUGCAAGCACAUCCAUCCCUACAUGGUUCUGAAGGACGAGAUAUGUGUUUCCCGCCCGAAACCCAAUUUGAAAAUCACACAACACUUCGUGAAAAUUGUGAUGUCUCACUAUGUUCCCUUGUGGAUAGAGGCACUUGCCGAGAAGUGGCGUCCUGAUGGACACCAGCUGUGCGGAUUUGGAAAGCACAGCCACUGUCAGCUUUGGCAGUUCGUCUCACCGACAUCGCCACGCGGUGAACAUGAAGCGCAGACUUCCUACAGGGGUUUUCCAUCAGUACCAAUGCGCGACGACCACCGUGACUACCUCGUCCGCCGUGACUACGUAGCCUGGUGUCAAAAUGAAGCCAAAGAUCCGUGUCCCGCCAUGAGGCGACUUAUCACCUACGCAAACCUCGAUCCAAAAGGCAACGGUGGGGGUUUGGUAUGCUAUAUUCCCAAGUGGAAGUCUGAAGCGGUGAAAAAAUAUCUGAAGAAGAGACUAGGUGAUUGUGCAGGCCACAUGUUCGAUCAUGAGUGGGCACAGGACCUCCAUGCUCGGCGAAACCGCUACCGCGAGUGGGGCUGGUUGUAAAAGCCAUGCGCGACAGCCGAUGUCGUCUUCGGGUUCUGAUUCCUGCGUACCACAAUACGAAAUCUAACGCUAAAUUUGAACGCGCCAGCAGAUAAUCGCGAGAACUUCCGAUUGCGUCUUGGUCUUGGCGGAGGUUGAAUUUGUACACGUCGAUUCCCGAUGCAAGCGGCAGCCCCUUAGUGUUGUAGAUUGUCGUUGCGCAGCCGCAGGCCACUUGAACUUGAGCUGUCUGUUCGCACCAAUUCCGAGGCACGGACGAAUGCACCGCAGGGGCAGGCACCACAGAAACUUUGAUGCGAUACAUCGAUUAGGUGCGAGCGCCUUCUUCGAUCUCUGUGUAUGAUUUGUUAUUGUUUCUAAAACAUCAAAAAUACCAUACUACCACUCAUGGUAUUGGCAGCGAUAUUGCACAGAGCACACCAAAUCUCUGGACACAUGAAAAAUACCCUCUGCUCAGCGAU